AUGGCAGUAGCUGGAGUCGCCGCCACAUCGUGCCGGUGCAGCAGCGUGGUGUUCGUGGGGAACAUCCCGUACCAGGCGAGCGAGAAGGAGCUCCGGGACGCGUGUGAGGAGAUCGGCCCCGUGGUGUCCCUCCGCGUCGGCGUAUCCCGGCACCAGCAGCAGCAGCAGCACGCCGGCGACCCGAACCUGCCCGUGGGCGUCGAGGACGCCACGCACGCCGCGUCGUUGGUCGCCGGGUCGGCGCCGAACGACGCCGUCACAAGGUACCUGGCGGGGAUGAGCCGGCGGCAGCUGCGCGAGUUCCUGGACGCGGUGGCGAGGGAGGACGUGGGGGUCGUGGAGCGCGCGAAGAGGGCGUUCAGGGGUUUGGCCACCCUGAUCGAGCAGGCGCGGAUACUGGUUGAGGACAUGGGGGCGGGUGACGCAGGCGCGCCCGACAAGCGGCCUGGCGGUUUGGAGGAGUCAGGGCAGGGCGCGCCGGCGGCGAAGGUGAGGAAGGUGGACGACGGCGCAUCGGUUAUUGCCGCCGUCUGCCGCUAA
Messenger RNA from Lolium perenne, 540 nucleotides. RefSeq lists its product as uncharacterized. NCBI's taxonomy places the organism in Eukaryota, Viridiplantae, Streptophyta, Magnoliopsida, Poales, Poaceae. Gene Ontology annotation, molecular function: mRNA binding. The record is from RefSeq and is a predicted model, not a curated record. Gene Ontology annotation, cellular component: mRNA cleavage and polyadenylation specificity factor complex.